Phlebotomus papatasi is the source of this 7744-nucleotide messenger RNA. RefSeq lists its product as uncharacterized. Bases 847 to 2319 code for a protein of 490 amino acids. The transcript has 4 exons. The record is from RefSeq and is a predicted model, not a curated record. NCBI's taxonomy places the organism in Eukaryota, Metazoa, Arthropoda, Insecta, Diptera, Psychodidae.
UUUUGGUGCAUACGUAAAACCCAGUCUGGUGCCUUUUUUAGCGCUCUCGUGGCUCUCUCAUGGGGGUCAAAGAGGGGAGGUAGCGCCUAGUAAGCCUGGCCUGAGAGAAAGUGGAACUAAAGGGGAAAGAGAUUUUCCAGGAGGGCAGGCCUAGGCGCAUGCUUGCGCCCCAACGGAAAUCACCAACAAGUGACUGAAUCUGCGGGCGCUUUUAGGUACCCACUGGUGGUUGCCUUCAGAAGAGCUAAAAGCCAUCUCUCCAGUUCUGUGCGAACGUGUGGCGGGGAAAGGAGAAUCUCUUGAAUUCUUAAACACUCUUCAUCAGUUAACAUUGAAAUUGUAUUCGCUGUUCGGAAAACGGUCUCGUGAGUCACGCAGAAAAUUUCAGUGAUUCGUAUCACGCAAAGAGUAUUCCGUCGGAAGCCUUAGAAGUUUAAACCCCAAAAAGAAAAAAAAAUUGCAAAGAAUCCCAUUCCCGGUGAUCAGUGUUGAAGUCACAGAGACACAAAUUUUAAUUUUAUUCUCAAUAGAGAAAAGUGAUUAAAGAGUAAUCUCAAUUGUUCAUCCCAGAUAUUUUAUUCUUCGCAAAGAAAUAAAAAAAGAAGGAUUUUCCGUUUUCUCCGAUUUAUCAACAAAUACGAGACUUUUUCGCUUAUUAAAUUUAUUGAUUCGACACUGAGGAAGAGGACAAAAAAGAAGACAUGAUCUCCCUUGAGUGAGACAUCCAAGUGAAAGAUAAAUUUCCGAGGAUAACACAGCAAAAGGAGAGACCCUUUUUCCAACAUUAGCACUAAGAGAAGAAAAACGAGCUCUAUUACGUAGCACGAAGUGGAGUAAAAUUACAAAAUGGAUCCAUACAGAAUGCGUCGUUCAUCAUUCACCCCACAGUUCAGCUCGUCCAACCAGGAGCCCCUGAUCGUGGUGGAGGAAUCUGGGGCGGGUGAGGAAGAUGAACCACCAAGCAAUCGGUCAUCACCACGCAACAGCCUCGACAUCGAUUCCCCCGUAAACCCCUACUUGCUGUCCCCAUGGCGGGAUCCACGGGAAACACGCAAGCACUCCCUGCCCACGCCCCAGUGUACCACAGGCAUCACGGCCAGCCAGGUGAGACGACUUUCGGAGCGCGGUGGUGAGGGCUCAGGCCCAAGUCCGCGUGAGGCUGCCUUCCUAGCCACACUGUCACAGGCGCCAGCACCCACUCCAGGCGGCCGUCGACACUCCGUCGUCACCAUCUCCAAAGUGCCACCCGCAUUCUUCGGUCGCAACCGGCGGGAGUCCAUCGCGGCCUUCCCCACCGGAAGCAACAGAGCGCUAAGUGGAGCCAGUGGCCCCAGACGAGAGAGUAUCGCAGGUCCCCCAUCGACGGACCAUCGAGGAAGCAUCCACAAUCUACAGCUGGAUAUCAUGGACGAUAUCGUGCAGGCACGAAAGGCGCGCAUGAGGCUGUGGAACACAAGCAGUGAGAAGGUUUGCGAAGUACAGACACUGGAUGAAGGUGAAACCACCUCCCCAAUGCGUUACACUAAUCGACGCUAUUCGGACUUUGUGGGUACACAGCUGCCACCCAUUCAGUCCCACCGACGAGCCUCUGAGAUGCCCAGCAUCGUAUCACCAGCACUAUCUCCUGCAGCUUCCUUAGGCAGAAAGAUCAAGGCGGGUAUUGUGUGCACAAACACCGAUCUGGUCACCCUCCUGUCUUCACUGACAUCUUCAGCCAUGGAGAUCAACAAGUGUGAAGAUACUCCUACAACGCCCGCUGUGCCACACGCCCCCAAAAAGUCCUCCACAUCACCGGAGCACCGACGCUCCUCCAUGAAGUCUAGUCGUUCCAACAGUUUCGACGUCUCGGUCCUCAACAACUGCAAGCAAUUUAUCGCGAGUGCGGAUGAGAAGAGUAGCAUCCUGACGGGAUGGUUUGCGAAGCGUCAUCAACCCAUGGCCACUAAAAAAGCCACCAAAUCCACCACACCCAGUGUCUCCUUCUCCAGGGAUGUCCUGGAGCGCUUUCGGGAUCGCGAUACCAAGGAUACGCGCAAAGCGAAAGAGCCAAAGGAAACGGGAAAACUCAAGUGGGACGGUAAGAGUUCCUUUGUGGACGCUCACAUGAUUGGUAGUGCCAUUGAGGGCUUUCUGCGCCGUGGCUCAGGUUCCAGUUCCAGCUCCAGCAAAGGUGCCAUUCCCAAGGAAUCUUCCCGCACUAAAAAACCCACAGGUUCCAAAUCACCAUCUCUCUGGUUCAGCAAGCCCGAAGAAGAUGAGUCUAAGGACUCAUGUGAUUCCUCCCUCUGUUCUACGCUCAAGGAUCUCUUUGUCAAAUAACUAGACUUGAGCUUUUAGUUUCAUUCUUGAAUCUCUCAAUUUUAACACCCCAAAAACCUUUGGUGUUUGUUCAUCUCAAACAUAGUGCUGCGGAUGGUUCUGUACUGCUGAUAUUUUAUGUAAAUAAAAGUGGCUUAGGGGUUGCUUCUAUCAUAAACUAAUUGUGCACAUUUUGGAGAAUAUUGCGAAUAUUUACUCAAAUUUUGCAGGGCAACUAACUGAGUUAUUAAUAUUGGACUGCAAAUAUAGUUCUAAAAGUAUUAAAAGUAUGUGGGCACAAAUUUGUGGUUGAUAGAAUAUAUUGGAAGCUCGUUUUAUUUUAUUUGAUGAAAAUGCUUAUUAAAAUACCCAUCAAAGGGCAAAUGGGCAAUAAAAUUGACCAUUUCACAGAAACCAUAUUCCUCAGAAGCAACAGUGUUUAUUGAGGGUCUCAUUUAAUAUAAUUAAGGACGUAUUCAACGUAUUUAAGUUCACCUUAUAAAAUAAAAUGUGACUUUUAGAGGAAGGUGGGGCAGACUGGGCAAAGGCAAAAAAACUUCAAAAUCGUAAAUUUACGAGAUAAAAUAGAUUCUUUAAAUUUUUAUCAUAAUCUAGAUAAAGUUUUAAGGGAUUUUGAGCGUUUUGUUUUUUAAAUCGUUUUUUUUUACAGGGGAUAUCAAUUUUCACCAACUUAAUUUUCCAAAAUUUAUGCUUUAAAUUAGUGUUUCCGGUAUAAUUUAUAUCCAAAAAAAAAUUUAUAUGAAAAACAUUAGAUAGAUGGAAGAAGUGAUAGAAGACAUCUGCUCGGUAGACUUGCCUCCAGUUCACCUUUUCGUUUAAACCAGUGAACUUUGGAAAAUGGCUUGAAAUACAAAUUUUAUGAUAAAAUAGAGAAAAGUCAUCUGCGGCAAAUUUAUAAGCAGCAAAUUUCUAAUGCGAAUCAAAACGUCAUAAAUUACUCCAUGCCUGCAAAUAUUUACUUUAGAGUUUAUGAAAACUUCUACUAAAUCAACUUUUAUGAAAUGACACGAAAAGUACAUUUUUCUUCAAGAUAAAAAGUUAUUCUAAAUAAAUUGAAAUUGAAUAAAUUAACCCAUUCCGUCAAUGUACUAGAAAAGCUGGAGAAAGAAUGUUUAUGUUUUAGAAUUCGUUCAUUAUGGCUCCGGCACACCUUUUAGAUCAGGAAAAUUUCAUGAAGUUGAAAUUCGGAUCCCUUUCUUUCUCUCAUAUUUUGCAUAUGUUUAUCUCAUUCUCUCGCACUCUUCUUCUUCUCUUAAACAUCACCCCAAAUUCAAUUUAGCUCAAUCGAAUUUAGUAUGCGAAAGAAUGAAAUAGUCAUAUGCAAAAUAUGUGAGAAAGAAAGGGUUUUGAAUUUCGAUUUCAUGAAAUUUUCAUGAUCUAAAAGGUGUGCCCGAGCCAUUACAAUUUAAUUGAUGUUUGUGGAAGAAAAAAAUUUAUUAAGGGGUCUCAGGGAGCCCCUACCGAACACACAUUUUAUCGGUCACUACAUUUAAAUUCUUUAGAGUAAAUUAUUUCUAAUUCAGUCCAUUUAUGUAGCGUAACUAUCUAAGAUGACAGUUUAUCAGCAGGGAUUCAAUUCAAGAAAGAUUAAUAAGAAAAUUAUUAUCAAAAUCGACGCGUUAUCAAAUUUUUCGAAUAUCACUUCAUGCCAAAUUUGAUGACUUUCCGUGAAACGAAAAACAGAACUACAAAACGUAUAUCUACUUUUGUCAGGCUAUUUUUUCAAGGUAAUUAAAGCACUAAAGUAAUUGAAAAUCAUUUUCCCGACAGCAAAAGCAAAUCAGAUAUCAAUUGUGCAGAUAUAAAUUAUUCAAAAUUCCUUAAUUUGCGUAUGAUGAGUUGUGCUAUAAUUGGAAAUUCAGUUAAAAUGGUUUUUGAAAAUUCGUAUAGCGAUAAAGGAUAAUGGGCAAAAAGGUCCAACCUUUCACCACGAAUAAAACCCAUGCCAUCGAAUAGGUAUUGGCAAAGGUACACUGAGAAAAAAAGGGUACGAUUAACUUUUUUUCUUCAUAACUUUAACACUUUUUAGGUGUAAAAAUACAUCAACAUUUUUUAAUGUUAAUUUUACACCUUUAUAAGGGUAAAAUUAACAUGAGAAAGGGUAACUUUAACCCAUAAUACACCUAAAAAGCAUAAUAUUCACAUCGAUUUCGGAUCAAUACUGCAGGGUAAAAUAAACAUUUCCGGAAUGUUAUUUUGACUUUUUCGGAUUUCUCUCAGUGUAACAACUUUUGUUUCGGGACCAACCUAAGAAGUAUGUAGGAAAAGCACUGGACCAUAAAACAAAUUCUUAAGAAAUGUGGCGAUUUUUUUUUACGAAAUUCCAUUUAUACAAUAACGGUUUAUCUUAUGUUGGUCGUUUCAGAGAACAAUUUAUGUAGGAGGGCUCAAGGAAGAAUUUUCUGUAACAAACCAUAUCUUUACUUGUUUAUUUUCACUGCAAUUUUCCAGGUUUACCUAAUAAAUCCUUAAAUAUUCUUCAAAUUCAUAAAAAUGAUUGUAUGUAGGGAAAUGUCUCCUAAGCAGAAAUAUUCCUAUUGAAAAAAAGGGUUAAAGCUUCUGAAGAUCGCAACAAAGCCCUAAAAAUUGCCGUUAUCCAAAACUUUGAAUAAUAAGUUCAGAGUAAAAAUGUUUUAUAAUAAAGUCAUUAUACUCUGAACCUUUUCUUAAAAUUCCGUUGGUAACGGUACUUUUCAACUCUGUGAUCAUUAUCAACUGCUCCUGUUUUAAGGAGAAUAUUUUUAUAAAGGAGACAAAAGGACGCAAAGGAAUUAAAGAACAUUCCAGGAUAUUUGAGGAAAAUCUGGAUUAUUAUAAAGAAAAUUAAUAGAGCGUCAUGGUUUCUUCUAGGAAAAUGUUCCUUGAGUUAAUAAAAUUUAACUCAUCGGACCCAUAUUUUAAAAAACUACGGGAAAGUGUUCUGUUUUUAAAAUAUAUUGCGGAGUUGCAUGUAUUCAGAAACAUAGGAAAAAUUUAGUCAUUAUAAAGCUUGGCACCGUGCAAAGUAUUGGAACUUUCCCUUACUUUGACCCCAACAACUUACAGUAUACCAUUAUCGAGAAAAAACAAGUUUCAUAAAAAUAAUUCUACCCAUUUCUUGAGAAUUCUUACUUUAAGAUAUAUCAAAAACUUGACACAAUGGACUAUAAAUUUCUUCGGGAGAUAUGUUGAAGACACACCAAGGACUUCGAAAAUACCGGUGGUUUCACAUUAUCCGAUUUAUUUUUCAUUUUGUUUACCUGUAAUGCUCGAUGGCUUUAAGACAGGGCAAGUUUGUAUGGGAGCUACCAAAUGGAUAAGUCAGAAGGAAAAUCUAAAAAAUACAUUUAAAGCUUAAGUCAUGCAUAGACUUUGACCCGAAUUUCAUUAAGAUCGGUUCAGCCAUUUUUGAAAAAUAAAGUGUCAUAGUUGUGAAUUUUCAGAAGGAUAUUAUUAAUAUCCUUUUAAUCACAUACCAUAGCUACGAAAUGGUCCUAGUCUCAUCUCUGACGAAGGGUUGGACCAGCUCAUACAUUUCUGCCCAUUGUCCUUUCCUAUGAAACUGUACUAAAUAGAAAAUUUCAUAUUUUCCAAAAACUUGUAAAAAGAAAAAUAAAAUAGUAGGUGAGAUUGUUAAAAAUCUCACCUAAUAUCCAUUUAGCCACAAUAUUCCCCACAUGUCCCUAUUGAUGAAACGUGAAACAGGGAUGAAACAUAUUAUAUUGCAAUUUAAUAUUUUAUCGAAAGUAUUUAAAAAUAAAGCUCUUACAUGCGUUUUUUUUAUAAUUUUGAAAAAUAUUGCUAAAAGUAUUAAAUGGAAAUCGUCACAUAAUACAGGAUAUUUCGCAAGAAUUUAUUAUUAACAAUUAGUUAGUUAAAUUAGUUGAAUUGCAAAUCCAUUUUCAAUAAAAGAUAAAGGCUAAAAUAGAAUUAUUUUUCUAUAAAUAAAUUUAAAAAAAAAACUCACAUGUUGAAUACGCCUAUAAAUCUUUUAAGCCCAUUCGUUUUGUUAAAUCCAUUUCUAGUGAAUGCAUUAGUGGAUACUGAAUUAUUCGCAGCACUGUAAUUUUUAUAUGUAUACUUUUGUGCCAAGUUUACCCCAAAAAGAUAUAAAUUUUUAUUGUAAUUCUAUUGAAAACGAGAUAACAGAAGAGAUUUUUAAUAUAAUUGUGUGUGUGUGUUGUUCAAGUGCAAAUUCAAAAAUAUGUUUAAAAAAAGGUAUAUAAAUAAAUAAAACAAGAAUCUGAAACAAAUUAAAUAUUGUAAUAAUUUUCACCAAAAAAAUGAUCACAAAUUCUUCCUUCCGAAAAUAUUAAAAUCCAAAAGGACAACUCAGCAUUGUAAGACAAAGGCAUAACAGAAAAAAAUGUAAGAAAAUUGUAAAUUUUUGUGAACAUUUCAAAUUGCGUAAAAGUUCUAAAUUAGUUUGUAGGUUUUCACAAAUUUUUCCACCGUUGCCACACUAUCACACAAAGAAUGCACUUUAUUUGAGAAGAUGAAUCUUUUCACAAUAUUUCCCCAACACUCAAUGUCUGACAUCAAGGAAAAAUCUUCAAAAAACACACACACAGAAGAAAAGUUUAAAUGGGAAUUUUAGAAUUUGAGAAGGAUUGUGUAGAAAAAUUCCCGCCAAAAAAUGCGAGACUAUCAAUACAGAAAAAAAUCAUUUUGAAAAUCAAGAAUUUUUGCUUGAAUUAAAGUGAAACUAAACCCAUCGUUGAAGACUAUUCAAAACUUAUUUAAUUAUUUUUAUAAAGAAGAAAUAUUCAUGAUUUUUGAGAGUUUUAUUCAAUUAAAAAAGUAAAUGUUAACACUAUUCAAAGAAGCAGAAAAUAAUAAAAAUGAAAUUUUCUGAAAGUUGAUAAAUGUCUAAUCAUAUUUUCAUAGAGAGAAGUAAUGAGCCAAAUAAUAUUUCUCAUCAGUAAUAUUGUGAUUAGAGAUAAAAAAAAAUCUAUCCAUUUUUCCCCAAACAAACAAAAAAAUAAAUAAUAUUUCAAGGUAGAAAAAAUGCUUUAAAGUGAUGUACUUUUUUUUGUUGAAAAAUUGACGAUAUAAAAUCAAAUUAAUACGGAAUACCCGGAAUACUAAAAAGAAAAAGAAGCAAAAGAUUUUAUUAUAACUGAGAUUAUUAAAUUUCUUUGUCUAAUUCACAAUUUUUAUUUUGCUAAGAUAUAAAUUAAAAAAAAAAAUUAUUUACCGUGUAAACAGACGGAAUUUCCACGGGAAUUCCCACGAGCAAAUGGUAAAUUUGCUAUACAAGCGCCCUCUGCAAAAGUGCACGAAACUGCACGAAUGUCUUGAAAUAUUUUGAAUUUCAAAUGGAAAUUUUCCGUUGGAGGUUGAAAUAUUCAAUUUUCUAAAAUGGCAAAAAGCUAUCUCGCUCGAGAUAGCUUUUUGCUUCCGGAGAAUUCCGAAAAUUUAAUUUGGAGUGUUUUUAAGCAAAUAA